Microthlaspi erraticum is the source of this 1533-nucleotide messenger RNA. The record is from the annotation of a GenBank genome assembly. Lineage: Eukaryota; Viridiplantae; Streptophyta; Magnoliopsida; Brassicales; Brassicaceae.
AUGGCCGAUCAAAACUCCGGCGAGAAGCCGACCGAGAAGACGGUGGAGAAGCUGGCCGUGAAGACGAUGGAGAAGCCUGAGGGAGUUAAUAGAUACGCUCUUCAGUGUGCUAUUGUCGCCUCCAUCGUCUCCAUCAUCUUUGGUUACGAUACUGGAGUUAUGAGUGGAGCAAUGGUGUUCAUCGAAGAAGAUCUCAAGACAAACGAUGUUCAAAUCGAAGUACUCACCGGAAUUCUCAACCUUUGUGCCCUCGUCGGAUCGUUGCUCGCCGGAAGAACAUCGGACAUAAUCGGACGGCGUUACACAAUCGUCUUGGCCUCAAUACUAUUCAUGUUGGGGUCAAUACUGAUGGGUUGGGGACCAAGUUACCCUGUUCUCCUCACUGGUAGAUGCACAGCCGGACUCGGAGUCGGUUUUGCUCUAAUGGUUGCUCCGGUUUACUCAGCCGAGAUCGCAACCGCUUCACAUAGAGGACUCUUAGCUUCUCUUCCUCAUCUUUGUAUCAGUAUUGGAAUCUUAAUCGGUUACCUAGUAAAUUACUUCUUCGCCAAGUUACCUAUGCAUAUCGGUUGGAGGCUGAUGCUCGGUAUCGCCGCGGUUCCGUCGCUGGUGCUAGCGUUCGGGAUCUUGAAAAUGCCGGAGUCUCCACGGUGGCUGAUUCUACAAGGACGUCUAGGAGAAGGCAAGAGGAUAUUGCAGUUGGUGUCGAAUUCCCCUGAAGAGGCGGAGCUACGGUUUCAAGACAUCAAAACCGCCGCCGGGAUCGACCCGAAAUGCGAAGACGAGGUCGUGAAAAUGGAGAAUAAAAAGACACACGGCGAAGGAGUUUGGAAAGAGCUGAUUCUAAGACCUACUCCGGCGGUACGACGGGUUCUUUUAACCGCUCUAGGUAUUCAUUUCUUCCAACACGCGACCGGAAUUGAAGCUGUUCUGUUAUACGGUCCGAAGAUCUUUAAGAAAGCAGGGAUCACGACGAAAGACAAGCUUUUCUUGGUUACGAUCGGUGUCGGAAUCAUGAAGACGACGUUCAUUUUCACGGCGACUUUCUUGCUUGACAAGGUAGGUCGGAGGAAGCUUUUGUUGACCAGUGUUGGAGGUAUGGUCUGUGCGUUGACUAUGUUAGGAUUUGGGCUUACGAUGGCCCAAAAUUCUGGCGGGAAGCUGGCUUGGGCUUUAGUACUGAGCAUAGUUUCUGCUUAUGGUUUCGUUGCGGUGUUCUCUAUUGGGCUCGGACCAAUCACUUGGGUCUACAGCUCUGAGGUCUUCCCGUUGAAGCUUAGAGCGCAAGGAGCGAGUCUCGGUGUUGCGGUGAACAGAGUGAUGAACGCCACCGUGUCGAUGUCGUUUUUAUCGUUGACCAAGGCGAUAACGACGGGAGGAGCUUUCUUUAUGUUCGCCGGAGUCGCGGCAGUGGCGUGGAAUUUCUUCUAUUUCCUCUUGCCGGAGACGAAAGGAAAGUCGCUUGAAGAGAUUGAAGCGCUGUUUCAAAGAGACGGUGAUAAUAAAGUACGCGGUGAAAACGCAAAAGCUUAA